This is a messenger RNA of Sorex araneus (European shrew), 7822 nucleotides long. It is a transcript of the gene CEP250, whose product is annotated as centrosomal protein 250. Gene Ontology annotation, biological process: cilium assembly. The transcript is spliced from 34 exons. Bases 451 to 7650 code for a protein of 2399 amino acids. The record is from RefSeq and is a predicted model, not a curated record. NCBI's taxonomy places the organism in Eukaryota, Metazoa, Chordata, Mammalia, Eulipotyphla, Soricidae.
GUGGGCCCCCGCCCCCGGCCGGCAGGAGCCGUGGUUGUAGCCUCUCGGCAGCGCCGGACCUCGCUGGGAGUCGCGGGAGCCGUGCGUGGUGAGGAAUUAUGAAAGACUGGGCUGUCAUCCACAUUUGAUGAAAGUGUUUUGGAGAAUUGAGAUUCCCAGCUUCAUCCAUGAGUUCAGGACAUAGCAGAGGCUGGACGUGGCUGAUUUGUCCUCAUUUCCUUCACUCAGCUCAGCCUGGACUUGCUCCUUUCCCGCGUGAGAGCCGAAGACCUCACCACGGACCACCAUUAGCAUGCAGGGCUGUGACCUGGUGUGUCCGUGCCUGAAGGAGGCAGUUUAAGGUCAAGAGCCCGAGAGGCAGCCGCAGGGGCACACGAUGACCAGAGACCCUCCUGGAGUGAGCAGCGUCUGGCUCUGUGGGGGCCUUUGCGCUCGCUAACGGGCACCUCCAUGGAGCCGGGCAGCGCCGAGCACGGCACCAUGAGGUCCCCGCCCCUGCAGCUGGUCCUGGAGGAGCAAGUGCUGGCCCUCCAGCAGCAAAUGGCCGAGAACCAGGCUGUGUCCUGGAGGAAGCUGAAGAGCUCCCAGGAGGCGCAGCAAAGGCAGGCAAGCCUAGUGAGGAAGCUGCAGGCCAAGGUGUUACAGUACCGGAACUGGUGCCAAGAGCUGGAGAAGCGGCUGGAAGCCACUGGGGGACCGCUCCCCCCGAGGUGGGAAAGCGCGGACGAACCCAACCUGGAACAGCUGCUCAAGCGAUUGGAGGAGGAGCAGCUGAGGUGUGAGAGCCUCGCUGAGGUGAACACCCAGCUCCGGCUGCACGUCGAGAAAGCCGACGUGGUGAAUAAAGCCCUUCGGGAAGAUGUGGAGAAAUUAUCGGUGGACUGGAGCCGAGCCCGGGACGAGCUAAUGAGGAAGGAGAGCCAGUGGCAGAUGGAGCAAGAGUUCUUCAAGGGCUACCUGAAAGGGGAGCACAGUCGCCUUCUCAGUCUGUGGAGGGAGGUGGUGACCUUCCGACGCCACUUCCUGGAGAUGAAGUCUGCCACUGACAGAGAUCUGACGGAGCUGAAGGCGGAGCACGUGAAGCUCUCCGGGUCCCUGUUGACCUGCUGUCUGCGUCUCGCUGUCGGGGUGCAGCCUCGGGACCCAAACAGCUCUGGGAGGCAGGAUGGGAAGGAGCCCGCACAGGUGCUGCGGCUGCUGGCCAGGACCCAGGAGCUGGAGAAGGAAGCUCAGGAGCGGAGCCAGGAGCUGCUCCAGCUCAGGAGCCAGGGGGAGCUGGAGAAGGCCGAGCUGCAGGACCGGGUGACUGAGCUCUCUGCUCUGCUGGCCCAGUCCCAGAAGCAAAACGAAGAUCAUGAAAAGAUGGUAAAGGCUCUGAAAGAGACCAUGGAGAUCCUGGAGACAAAUCAUGCAGAGGUCAUGGAACAUGAGGCAUCUCUGAGUAGGCAUGCCCAAGAGGAGAAGCUGUCUUUACAGCAGGUGAUCCGGGAGAUGACCCAGGCCGUGGUGGAAGAAAGCGACGGCCUGGCCCAGGAGCAGUCCCUGGUGACGGACUCACUUGGCCUCUCCUCCCACUUGGAUUCUGGGGCCCCAGGCGAGGCCCUGACACUGGUGCGUUCCGUGAUGACACGGAGGCGCCAGGCCGUGCAGGACCUUCGGAGGCAGCUCUCGGACUGCCAGGCGGCCAUGAGCUCCUUGCAGCAGCAGCACGAGCACUGGGAGGAAGAAGGCCAGACCCUGCGGGAGCGGCUCCAGCAACUCACCGGGGAGCGGGACAGUCUGGCCGGGCAGACUGCGGGCCUCCAGGGAGAGGUGGACGCCCUCAGCAAGGAGCGAGGCCUCCUGCAGAAGAGCCGGGCAGAGCUGCAGCAGCAGCUGGAGGUGCUGGAGCAGGAGGCCUGGCGGCUUCGAAGGACCAACACAGAGCUGCAGCUGUUGGGGGACUCGGCCCAGGGCGAGCGGGAGGAGCGGCAGGAGGCCCUGCACCUGGCCGUCCGCGAGCGGGAGCGCCUUCAGGAGACCCUGGUGAGCCUGGAAGCCAAACAGUCAGAAUCCCUCAGUGAGCUGCUCGCGCUGCGGGAGUCUCUGGAGUCCAGUCGCCUGGAAGGGGAGUUGCUGAGGCAGGAGCAAGCAGAAGUGACUGCAGCACUGGCCAGGGCGGAACAGUCCGUGGUGGAGUUGUCCAGUUCCGAGAACAGCCUGAAGGCUGAGGUCGCUGACCUUCGGGCCGCGGCCGUCAAGCUCAGUGCCUUGAACGAGGCCUUGGCCUUAGAUAAAGUGGAGCUGAACCGGCAGCUUCUCCAGCUGGAGCAGGAGAACCAGCACGUGCACUGCAGCGUGGAGGCAGCAGAGCAAGCGAGGAGUGCUCUGCAGGAGGGCCUGGCCCAGGCAGAGAGGAGCAGGGACGCGCUGUGGGAGCGGAACUCCCACCUGGAGGCGCAGCUGCUGCAAGCGGAGGUGGUCAGGGCCGAGCUGCAGGCGGAGCUCCAGGGCCUCCGAGACGAGAAGGAAGAAGCCCAAAAGCAACUGAGCGAGGCAUGUCAUCAGCAGGAGGCCACCGCGGCUCAGCUGGAGCAGCUGAAUCAGGAGGCCCAGCGGGGGGAAGAGGUGCUGUCCCGGGCCGUGCAGGAGAAGGAGGCCCUCGUACGGGAGAGGGCCGCCCUGGAGGUCCGGCUGCAGGCCGUGGAGCGGGACCGGGAGGCCUUGGCUGUGCAGCUGCUGGAGCUCAGCUCGGCCAAGGAGCAACUGGAAAGCAGUCUGUUUGAGGCCCAGCAGCAGAGCUCUCUCAUAGAGGUCACCAAGGCGCAGCUGGAGGUCCAGAUUCAAACCGUCACUCAGGCCAAGGAAGUGAUCCAAGGGGAAGUGAAGUGCCUGAAGCUGGAGCUCGAGGUGGAACGGAACCGGGCGGAGCAGGAGCGGGGCGCAGCGGCCCAGCAGCUGGCCCUGGCCAAGCAGGAGGGGCAGGCGGCCCUGCAGCAGGAGCAGGCGGCCCAUGGGGAGGAGGUGAAGCGGCUGCAGGAGACGUGGGAGAAAGAGCGCGCCUGGCAUGAGCAGGAACUGGCGAAGGCCCUGGAGGGCCUCGAGAGGGAGAAAGCUGAGCUAGAAACACGGCUCAGAGAGCAGCAGGCAGAAACGGAGGCCGCCCAGAAGCAGAGGGAGGAAGAACGGGCCGAGGCGGAGAGCGCCCUGUGCCAGAUGCAGCUUGAGACGGAGAAGGAGAGGGUGUCGCUGCUGGAGACUCUGCUGCGGACCCAGAAGGAGCUGGCAGAUGCCGGCCAACAGCUGGAACAGCUGAGGCAGGACAUGAAGGCGCAGAAGUUAAAGGAGCAGGAGACCACGGGGAGGCUGCAGGCGCAGCUCCGAGAGGCCCAGCAGGAACUGGCGCAGGCAGCACAGCGGCACCGCGCGGACCUGGCUGCCCUCCAGGACGAGGGCCAUGCACUGCUGCAGGAUAAGAGAGAGCUGCAGGAGCAGGUGGAGGACUUGAAGUCUCAGCUGGUGUUCAAGGACAGUUCCCAGAGGCUGGUGGAGCAGGAGGUUCAGGAGAAGCUGAGAGAGGCCCAGGAGUGCAGCCGGAUUCAGAAGGAGCUGGAGAGAGAGAAAGCCAGCUUGACUCUGUCGCUGGUGGAGAAGGAACAGAGGCUCCUGGUUUUACAAGACGCGGACUCCGUUCGACAGCAGGAGCUGAACUCGCUGUGCCAGGACAUGCAGGAGGCCCAAGAAGGCCAGAAGGAGCUUAGUGCCCAGGUGGAGCUACUGAGGCAGGAGGUGAAGGAGAAGGAGGCCGACUUUCUGGCCCAGGAAGCCCAGCUGCUGGAGGAGCUCGAGGCGGCGCGGGUCACGGAGCAGGAGCUGCGGGCUUCCUUGUGGACCCAGGAGACCAAGACAGCCCAGCUGCAGCUGCAGCUGCACGGCGCCGAGAGCCGGCUGGAGGCGCUGGCCAAGGAGCAGCAGCCCUGCCACCAGGCCCAGGCCCAGCUGGCCAGCCUGUGCGCGGUCCUGCAGCAGGCCCUGGGCGCGGCGUGUGAGAGCAGGCCCGAGCUGAGCGGCGGGGGAGACUCGGCGCUUGCCCUCCGCGGGCCGGAGUCAGACCGGAACGGAAUGAGGCCGCUCCUCCAGAGAGGGUCCCCCCUGACUGCCGAGGCUGUGGCGUCCGCCCUCCGCAAACUUCACCAGGACCUGUGGAAAGCUCGGCAGGCCCGGGACGAUCUGCAGGACCAGGCGCAGCAGCUGGAGCAGCGGCUCAGCGCUGCCGAGGCCGAGGAGAGCCGGAGGCUCAGGGAGUCGCAGGAUCUGCAGCAGCAGCUCUCCCAGAGCCAGGAAGCGAAGUCUAAGUGGGAAGCAGAGCGGAAGGCCCUGGAGUCUGAGCUGACGGAGCUGCAGGCCACAGUGGUGUCCUUACAGAGCCGCCUCCGGCGGGCGGAACUGCAGGGAGUGGAGGCCCAGAAUGAGCGGGACGUGCUUCUGGCGGGCAAGGAGAGCCUGAGCGCCCAGGUGGCCCAGCUGCAGACGUCGGUGGCAGAAGCCAGGGCGCAGGCCAGUGCGGCCAGAGCCCUGGAGGAGGACCUGAGGACCACUCGCUCGGCCCUGAAACUGAAACAUGACGAGGUGGAGAGUGAGCGCGAGAGGGCGCAGGCCCUGCAAGAACAGGGCGAGCUAAAGGUGGCCCAGGGGAAGGCCCUGCAGGAGAACCUGGCAGCCCUGACCCAGAGUCUGUCGGAAAAAGAGAAGGAGGUAGCGACUCUGCAGGGGAAGCUCCGGGAGCUGGAGACGCAGCGGGAGAUGCAAAAGGCCGCGUUGGAGGUGCUGUCCCUGGACCUCCAGAAGAGGAACCGCGAGGUGGACCUGCAGCAGGAACAGAUCCAGGAGCUGGAGCGGUGCCGGUCUGUGCUCGAGCAUCUGCCCAUGGCCGUCCAGGAGCGGGAGCAGAAGCUGACUCUGCAGACGGAGCAGCUGAAGGAGCUGGAGAAGGAUCGAGAGACGCAGAGAAGUCUCCUGGAGCAUCAGCUUCUGGAGCUGGAGAAGAAGGCCCAAGUGAUCGAGUCCCAGCAAGAGCAGAUCCAGGACCUGAAGAAGCAGUUGGUGACCCUGGAAUGCCUGGCCCUGGAGCUCGAGGAGAACCAUCACAAAAUGCAGUACCAGCAGAAGGCCGUGGAGGAGCUGGAGGGCCAGAGGGAGAUGCAGAGGGUGGCCAUGACCCACCUGACACUGGACCUGGAAGAGAGGAGCCAGGAACUGCAGGCGCAGAGCAGCCAGAUUCAGGAGCUGGAGGGCCACAACGCCCUGCUGGCCCAGGAGCUCCAGGAGAAGGAGCGGGAGGCCAGGUCCCAGCGAGACCAGGCGGAGGAGCUGCAGAGGCAGAAGGAGCUGCUGACCCAGGACCUGGAGCGGAGGGACCAGGAGCUGGCGCUGCAGAAGGAGCGGAUUCGGGUCCUGGAAGAUCAGAGGAGCCUGCAGACCAAGAUCCUGGAGGAGGACCUGGAGCAGAUCAAGCUCUCCUUGAAGGAGCGCGGCCGGGAGCUGCCGCAAGAGCGCGCGGAGGAAGAGAAGGGCCCGAGCAAAGCCCAGCGCGGGAGCCUCGAGCACAUGAAGCUGAUCCUGCGCGACAAGGAGAAGGAGGUGGAGUGCCAGCUGGAGCACAUCCAGGAGCUCCGGGAGCACAAGGACCAGCUGGAGCAGCAGCUCCAGGGCCUGCACCGGAAGGUGGGGGAGACCGGGCUGCUGCUGUCUCAGCAGGAGCAGGAACUGGUGGUGCUGCAGCAGCACCUGCAGGACGCCCGGGAGGAAGGGGCACGGCAGGUGCAGGCGCUGCAGGCCCAGCUGGACGAGGCGCAGAGAGGCCUGGCCCAGCGCGAGCGGGAGCUCGAGGCCCUGCAGCGCCGGCAGCAGCAGGCCCAGGGCCAGGAGGAGGACGCGAAGGAGCAGGCGCGGGCACUGCAGAGCGAGCUGCAGCAGGCGCGGGGGGCCCUGGAGGAGCACCAGGGGGAGCUUGACGGCUACAAGGAGCACGUGCGGAGGCUGGAGGAGGAGCUGGGGAUGGAGGGCCAGCGGGUGCAGGCCCUGGAGGAGGUGCUGAGUGACCUGAGAGCGGAGUGUCUGGCGCAGGAGAACGCACUGCUGGCCCUCCAGCAGAAGUGCGCGGAGCAGGCCCAGGAGCACGAGGCGGAGGCCAGGAGCCUGCGCGACAGCUGGCUGCAGGCAGAGGCCGUGCUCAAGGAACGGGCCCAGGAGCUGGAGGCCCUGCGCGCCGCUGGCCAGUCCGCCCAGCUCCGGGAGGAGGCUGCCCAGAGCCAGGCCGAGGCCCUGCAGGAUGCCCUCAGCCAGGCUCAGGCCACCCUGCAGGAGAAAGAGGAGCAUCUCCAGGGGCAGGCGGAGGCGCAGCGGGGCCUGGAGGCCGGCACCGCCACCCUGCAGGCCGCCCUGGACACCUGCCGGGCACAAGCCAGGCAGCUGGAGGAGGCCCUCGAGAAGCGGGAACGGGAGAUCCAGGACCAGGACCUUCGUCACCAGGAGGCUGUGCAGCGGCUCCAGCAGGCGCUGGGCCAGAAGGAGGAGGAGCUGGCGCGUGAGAAGAAACAGGGCCAGCUGCUGGAGGUGUCUCUGGCCCAGAGGGACGAAGAGAGCAGGACCCAGGAGAGAGAAGAGGACGAGGGGCGGCGCCUCCGGGAGCUGCAGCAGACUCUCGCCCGGAAGGAGGAGGAGAUCCAGGGGCUGAGAAAGGCCCUGCAGGGCCAGGUUUCGGACGACUCCCCCCAGAAGGCCUCCCUCGUGGCGGCGCCGAGUCUGCAGUUUGAUUCUCUAGGACCCAGGUUGCAGAAGGAGCUGGAGCGCGUGCAGGCGGCCCUGAGGCACACUGAGGCCAGGGAGAUCGAGUGGAGGGAGAAGGCGCACGAGCUGGCCCUGGCCCUGGCCCAGAGCAAGGCCAGCGUCAGCCGCCUGCAGGAGGUCGCCAUGACCCUCCAAACCUCUGUCCUGGAGCGUGACUCGGAACAGCAGAGGCUGCAGGACGAGCUGGAGCUCACCAGGCAGGCAUUGGAGCAGGAGCGGCUCCGCAGCCCGGGCCCGGCCGGCAGGGCAGAGAUGGGGCCCCCGACAGACGCGGGCGUCCAGCUGGGAGAGGUGUCAGGCGUGGAGGAGCAGCACCCCUGGGAACAGAGGCUGGAGCAGCUGCAGCGGGCAGUGGCGCGGCUGGAGAUCGACCGGAGCCGGCUGCAGUGCCACAAUGCGCAGCUGCGGGCCACCUUGGAGCAGGUGGAGCGAGAGCGGCGGAAGCUGAAGCGGGACUCCCUGCGCGUCUCCCGGACGGACAUGCUGGAGGAUGGGUGCGGAGGGCAGAAGGGCACCUCGGAAGCCACGCACACAGCUGAGUUGCAGAAAGAGGUGGCCCUGCUGCGCGCCCAGCUGGCCCUGGAGCGGAAGCAGCGGCAGGACUACAUCGCCCGCUCGGUGCAGACCAGCCGGGAGCUCGCGGACCUGCACCACAGUCUCUCCCACUCGCUGCUCACCGUGGCCCAGGCCCCCGAGGCCACUGUUCUGGAGGCCGAGACCCGCAAGCUGGACGAGUCCCUGACGCAGAGCCUGACGUCCCCGGGCCCCGCCCCGCUCUACCCCAGCCCCAGCCCCAGCCCUGCCGCCGCCACCUCCAGGUAGCAGGAAAAGAUGUUCCCCAGCCCAGGAGCCAGCUCAGCUCCCCUGAGGGACAGCAGGUCCCUCCUGCCCCGCGGGCCUGCAGACACCCAGAGGGGCAGCUGCUCCCCAACCUGUAGAACUGGCCACCCUGGCCCCUGAGCCUCUCUUGACACAAUAAACCCUGAGUCUUUUC